AUGGAGAAGGAGGCGCGGCCAAGCAAGAAGGCUCGUAGUUCCGUCGACUCCUCCGGCCUGACGGCGCUGGCCCUCCGCCUCGCCAAUACGUUCUCCGAGGGGAAGAAUAUUAUUUUCUCUCCGUUCUCCAUCUUCACGGCGCUGGGCCUAGUGGCGGCUGGCGCUCGGGGCAGAACCCUUGAGGAGCUCCUCGACGUGCUUGGCGCAUCGUCGCGCGAGGAGGUGGCGGAGAUCGUGCGCGGCCUGGCGGAGAGCGCCCUCGCCACCGGCGGAUCCGGGCCGCUGACCAUCACGUUCGCGUGCAGCGUGUGGCAUCAGGAAGGAUUUGCACUGAAGACGGCCUACCGUGACGCCGCCGUCGAGUCCUACAAGGCGGAGGCACGAGCCGUCGACUUCCACGGAGAUCCGGAGGGUUCAAGGAAGGUAAUCAACAAUUGGGUUGCAGAUGCCACGAACAAGCUCAUCACGUCCGUUCUCCCUCCAGGGUCGGUGCACCCAUACAUCAUGCUCGUGCUGGCCAACGCCAUGUAUUUCAAGGGGAAGUGGGAGGAUCGCUUCCACCGGAGCCUCACAAAGGACGCCGACUUCUACCCUCUGGACGGCAGCCCCGUCAGGGUGCCUUUCAUGACCGCCGGGAGGCUUCCCACUUCCGACACGGAGGACGAGUUCUGUCUAGAAGAAGAGGAGGAGGUCAAGUACUUCAUUGCCUGCCAUGACGGCUUCCAGGUGCUCAAGCUCCCUUACCAGGCGGUGAACGGCGGGAGGUACUCGAUGUGUGUCUUCCUCCCCGACGCACACGAUGGUCUGCCUAGCCUGGCCAGCGAGAUGGCAUCCAGCGGCGCCGCGUUUCUGUUCGACCACUUGCCCACGACGCGAAGCAGCGUGAGAAAUCUCCUGCUACCCAGGUUUAAGCUGUCAUUCUCCUGCAGCAUGAAAAAUACCCUCGAGAGCUUUGGGCUCCGGGCAGCAUUCUCCAUGGAGGCCGAUUUGUCUUACAUGGCGGCGGACGACUCUGGCCGGGACAUGAAGCUGCGGGUGGAGGACGUGUUCCACACGGCGGUCGUCGAGGUGAACGAGGAAGGUACCGAGGCGGCCGCUUCCAUUGCCGCCACCAGCGUCCGGUACUGCGCCGCCAGAAUGCCUUUGGAUUUCAUUGCUGACCACCCGUUUGCGUUCUUCAUUGUGGAGGAGCUGUCCGGCGCGGUGCUCUUCGCAGGCCACGUCCUUGAUCCGUCUAAGAACUCGGAGUAG
Messenger RNA from Lolium rigidum, 1251 nucleotides. Its product is annotated as serpin-Z2A-like. The transcript has 2 exons. The record is from RefSeq and is a predicted model, not a curated record. Bases 1 to 1251 code for a protein of 416 amino acids. NCBI's taxonomy places the organism in Eukaryota, Viridiplantae, Streptophyta, Magnoliopsida, Poales, Poaceae. Gene Ontology annotation, molecular function: serine-type endopeptidase inhibitor activity.